GUCAAGAAAUCUGCCAAGAGAACGAUGCAUGAAGUAAACACUGGCACAAUGGAAAGACCACUGGAGGCUACCACGCUGGAAAGCAGCGCUUCUUCCUGCUUUCUUAUGGAGAGAAAGACUCGCAUCAAGAUUAACAGGAAACAGAUCAUGUUAGCCAACCUAAGGAAGAGCUGUUCCUGCACCCCAAGGAAAGUGAAGAAUUUUGUCAUUGACUUCUUUCCUGUUUUACGAUGGCUUCCCAAGUACCAGUGCAAAGAGUAUAUCUGGGGGGACAUCAUGUCUGGGCUAGUGAUUGGGAUCAUUCUGGUGCCCCAAGCAAUCGCAUACUCAUUGUUGGCAGGUCUAAAGCCCAUUUACAGUCUCUACACAUCAUUCUUUGCCAACAUCAUUUAUUUCUUAAUGGGUACAUCCCGUCAUGUCUCAGUUGGCAUUUUCAGCUUGAUAAGCUUAAUGGUAGGACAAGUUGUGGACCGAGAGCUUCUCUUGGCUGGGUUUGACUUGAAUGAUGAUGCCCCACCAGCCUUGGGUGACAGCUCCCUUUGGAACGACAGCCAAUCUAACACAACCACCUUCAAUCUCACUAUUGGUGGAACAACUGUUGAGUGUGGGAAAGAAUGCUACGCUAUCAGUAUUGCUACAGCCUUGACAUUUGUAGCUGGAGUAUAUCAGGUUCUGAUGGGAAUCUUUCGCCUAGGUUUUGUAUCUAUGUACCUGUCUGAGUCUAUGCUAGAUGGCUUUGCAACUGGUGCUUCUUUAACUAUUUUAACAGCUCAAGUGAAAUAUCUGAUUGGAAUAAAAAUCCCACGUAGCCAAGGGCACGGAAUGCUUGUAACUACGUGGAUUAAUAUCCUCCAGAACGUUUCCCAGGCUAACCUUUGUGACGUCAUCACGAGUGCCAUUUGUAUUGUGGUGCUCGUCACUGCCAAGGAAGUGGGAGAUCGGUAUAAGCAUAAGCUGAAAUUUCCCCUUCCCACAGAGCUGGUAGUUAUUGUUGUGGCAACACUGGUGUCACAUUACGGGAACCUGAAUGAAGUGUAUGCGUCCAGUGUUUCCGGAGCUAUUCCAACAGGAUUUAUUCCCCCCAAGGUACCGCGCUUUGACUUAAUGCUCAGAGUCGCUGUAGAUGCUUUGCCACUUGCCAUAAUAAGCUUUGCCUUCACUGUAUCCCUUUCUGAAAUGUGUGCAAAGAAAUACGCUUACACCAUUCGAGCCAAUCAGGAAAUGUUUGCUGUGGGAUUCUGCAACAUCAUUCCUUCUUUCUUCCAUUCUUUUGCAACCAGUGCAGCUCUGGCAAAAACACUUGUCAAAACAUCUACAGGCUGCCAGACUCAAGUCUCUGGAGUGAUUAGCGCAAUGGUGGUUUUGCUGGUGCUGCUCUUCCUGGCACCUCUCUUCUAUUCCUUGCAGAAGUGUGUCCUGGCCUGUAUCAUUAUUGUUAGCCUCCGAGGAGCCCUGAGGAAGUUCCGAGAUGUGCCAGUGCGAUACUAUGUAAGCAAGGUGGAUACACUGGUUUGGGUCGUUACUAUGUCUGCAUCUGCCUUGAUUAGCACAGAAAUAGGGCUUUUGGUUGGUAUUAUUUUCUCUAUGCUAUGUAUCAUUGUUCGGACACAGCGGCCACGGUCAACCCUGCUUGGUCAGAUUCAGAAUACCAGCUUUUAUGAGGAUGACUUCGAAUACAAAAAUCUUUCUUCUGUUCCAAAGGUCAAAAUAUUCCGUUUUGAAGCACCACUUUACUAUGCAAAUAGAAACUAUUUCCUGAAGUCUCUGUACAGAUUGACUGACUUAGAUCCUAACCUAGAAGCUGCUAAAAGAAAGAAAUAUGAGAAGGAACAGCAGCAAGUGAAAAAGGGAGAUCACACAACUGCUAAUGGACUGGGCAUGAGAGAAACCACUGUGCAACUAGUACCUAAGCAAAUUGAUUUCCAAGCCAUUGUUAUAGAUUGUUCUUCCAUCUCAUUUUUGGACACCACUGGAGUUAAUACCCUGAAGGAAAUCCUGAAAGACUACAAGGAGCUAAACAUUUCUGUUCUCCUGGCUUGCUGCAACCCCUCAGUAAUAGACUCUUUGCAAAGAGGUGGUUACUUUGGAAAAGAUUUUGGAAGCAUGCAGGAAUUGCUGUUCUACAGCAUACACAAUGCUGUGCAGUUUGCAAGAGACCUAAACCUUCCAGCAGACUGCUCUGGUGUUUAG
Molecule: messenger RNA, 2190 nt
Organism: Rhea pennata
Lineage: Eukaryota; Metazoa; Chordata; Aves; Rheiformes; Rheidae
Gene: SLC26A1
Product: solute carrier family 26 member 1
Exons: 3
Coding region: 25-2190 (721 amino acids)
Biological process (GO): transmembrane transport
Cellular component (GO): plasma membrane
Molecular function (GO): secondary active sulfate transmembrane transporter activity; oxalate transmembrane transporter activity; chloride transmembrane transporter activity
Source: RefSeq, a predicted model, not a curated record